Acanthaster planci (crown-of-thorns starfish) is the source of this 1943-nucleotide messenger RNA. RefSeq lists its product as uncharacterized. Gene Ontology annotation, biological process: plasma membrane tubulation; actin cortical patch localization; endocytosis. Lineage: Eukaryota; Metazoa; Echinodermata; Asteroidea; Valvatida; Acanthasteridae. Gene Ontology annotation, cellular component: medial cortex; mating projection tip; actin cortical patch. Gene Ontology annotation, molecular function: lipid binding; protein binding. The record is from RefSeq and is a predicted model, not a curated record.
UAAUGUAAAGUUAUAGUCUAGUACGUAAUAGUUUGUAUGUGCAUAUGUACAUACAGCAUUUACUACGCGUUGGUGACAACCUUGAGCUCGUUGUGGGUGCCUGCUGUCUGGUCUUUGCAGAAAAUUGUUUAUCUUCCAGUGUUGUUACAUCUCCUACUAGUUCCUGUACUUGUGGUUAGUCUUGCUUAUCAUGUGUGUUGGUUUGAGAUGAGUAGCAAUGACGGCAAGAAGACUCGAAGUUUUCGCAGCCUCAGUUUCAGGAGCUCCAAAAACAAGAAGAAGAAGUCUUCUAGUGACACAGUAGAUGGCUCAACAGCACCACAGCAUUAUCGACACUCUGUAUCAGAGUUCACCAACAACAACAAUUUCACCAGCAAGUCGACCCCUGUAUGCACAGUUAUUGCCACUCACUCGUUCACAGCAAUUCUGCCCUGCGACCUGUCCUUUAACCAGGGUGAUCGCAUUGACGUCCUGACAAGGACUAAUACUUGCUUUGAUUGGUGGGAAGGCCGGAUGAAUGGACGAAUUGGAAUCUUCCCUGCAAAUUAUGUCAAGGUUUUGGAUUAAUCUUAGGAACAAGGGGAUAUUUGAAGACAAGAAUGCAAAGACUCAGUACACAUACUAAGCGGACAGUGAUUUAUUGAAAUUUGCUUACUAAGCUGAAAUACAUAUCAAAAUGUCACAAAUACCAAAAGUGUACUUCAUCUUUUGGUAGCUAUAUGUAACCUGAAUCUAGUCAGCCAAUACUUUACAUCAGCCAAUGAAAUUGGUUGAUCAAUGUCAGUUAUAGAUAAAGGAGUUUUGUUUGUUAUUAUGUAGGCAUGACUGAUAAACUUCAAAAGCUCCCAUCAGUUAUUGUAAGGCCACUUUGAGUCUAAAUAUUCUGAUAGUGUAAAGUUUUAUGAAAUGGGUGGGCCUAAACAGAAAGUGACACACUGCUGAAGGUUAGAGUGAGAUAGAGUUGUUCAUUUUUGUCUCCAUCCUUCCCAUGAUGCUUUGCCAUGAUUGUGGUUGUCAUGGUAUCCGUUGAACGGAUGAUUGUAUUGUUUGCCAAUUUUCUUGUUUUCUUUUGACUGAGUCAUGCUGCCUUUCCAUGCUGGUGUGGGAAGACAAAUUGUCAAAAAUUGAAAUUUACCAAAUCUGCUUCCAGAGAAUUGAAGUGAUAAUUGAUGUAAGAUUGGAACUUCUCAUUAUAACAAUGUUUGCAAUGAGCCACCUGACUACAUAUAUGCAACUGAAUUUUAAUGAAAGCAUAGCACCCUCAAAACCUACAAGAAACUUCACCCCUUUGUUGGUAAUAUUAUGGUAAAGAUGUUACUACAGUAGCCCUGUCAAAGUCUCUCCCAUCAUUUUAUCUAGCUGUUGCAGAUGAGUUACCAGUUUGGUCACAGUUCCUUUCACAAGACAAAUCACAAGUAACCUGAUAAACGAUGACAAGAGAGUGCUUUUGUCACAGCUUGAUAGUUUGUGAAACUGGAUAACUUAUGACAGACUUACUACAAUGCUGUCUUGUUAGUACAACCCAAUCUGGGAAAUGGCCAGAAGCAUUCAAAUGACAACUGACACGUGUGAAUAGAAAGAUAAAAAGCAUCUAACACGAGUGACAGAUUAUAAUUUUCAAAAGUGCCCCAAAACAAACCACUUGGAUGCCUGUUUUUUAAGUGUAUGGUGGUUUAUAAUUAAAUCUAACAGUACAUCUCUAUUGCUCAAACAAUCAGCACCAUAUUAUUGGAUACACGGCUCCGACGACAUCCUCAUGAAGUAAGAGUAUUACAGUAUGCAUUUGUUUAUGUUAUUCAAUGUCUCAUGUAUGAGCAGAUACUAAGAUCUUUUCCUCAAAGUCAGUACAAGUAUUUGUUACAACACCACAAAAAGCAAUGAGGAAAGCUUCACUGACGUAUCAGGCUGUUAGCAACAUGUACUGUACUAGACCACUGAAUAUU